UAAGUAGAGAACCUGAAGAUGGUGGUGAUUAAAUACAAAAAAUGGUGGGUAAAGUAAUGGUGAAGCUAAAAAGUUAACCUAGGUUUUAUUUAAUGUUACUUGUGUACAAAAUUAUUAUUAUUUAGAGUAACUGAUGUGUUAAUUAGAUAAUGGGUGAAUGAAAAAUAUAUGAAAUAAAUAAGACGAUGAGUAAAAAUAAUAAUUUUUAAGAAUAAGAUUAAGUAUUUUUAAAUUUGAAUUGUCGUGCUGGUGUUGACAACUUGCGGUGGAAUUAAAAUAAAACAAAAGCUAAUAAUUUGUUGUAUAUUUGUAUUAUUAUUGGUUUUAAUAAUGGAAAUAUUGACGGACGUCGGGGAUAUUAAAUUUGAUAUUGAAGUAGCGUUGGAUGAACAAUAUGGAGCUUUGCCGCUUCCUUUUGCCGGCAUGGACAAAUCCAUUGCUGCGGUGUGCCAAUUUUACCCACGUGGCUCUUGUAACAAGGGGCCGUCAUGCCCCUUCAGACAUGUCAGAGGUGACAGGACGAUUGUUUGCAAGCACUGGCUGAGAGGUCUGUGUAAAAAGGGUGACCAGUGCGAAUUUUUACACGAGUAUGAUAUGACCAAGAUGCCUGAAUGUUAUUUUUAUUCAAGAUUUAAUGCAUGUCACAAUAAGGAAUGUCCAUUUUUACACAUUGAUCCUGAGACAAAAGUGCGCGAUUGCCCAUGGUAUGAUCGUGGAUUUUGUAGACAUGGUCCAUCGUGUCGUCAUCGGCAUGUCAGAAGAGUUUUAUGUAUGGCAUAUUUAGCUGGAUUUUGUCCAGAAGGACCCACUUGUAAAUUUAUGCACCCACGAUUUGAGUUGCCGGCUCUGCAAGACUUGCAGCCGAAAGAAGGCAAGAAAGUUAUGAUCACAUGUCACUUCUGCGGCGAGAGCGGCCACAAGGCCAUAUAUUGCAACAAAAUGCCACCGGAAGUUAGAGAAACACAAUUAAGACAAGAAGUAGAAGGAGGACCUCAUCCGCCGCAUUUCAUGAAUAUGCACAACGGACCGCCUCCACGUGGACCACAGAAACCGCUGGAAGAAGUCACUUGCUACAAGUGCGGCACCAAGGGCCAUUACGCAAACAAAUGUCCUAAAGGUCAUCUGGCUUUCCUCAGUCACGCAAAUACCACCGGAGGCGCUCCCAAUGAUAACGCUGGCUACAGACGAUAAAAUUAAUGCUAAGAUAUUUGGAUAAUUAAAAACAGACUGUGAAAUUUAACACUAAUACUUUAUUUUUAUUUGUUUUUUUUUUUCAACAAAUACUGAAUAAAAAAAUUCUUUACCACGAA
Messenger RNA from Microplitis mediator, 1310 nucleotides. RefSeq names its product cleavage and polyadenylation specificity factor subunit 4 (gene Clp). The record is from RefSeq and is a predicted model, not a curated record. Lineage: Eukaryota; Metazoa; Arthropoda; Insecta; Hymenoptera; Braconidae. The transcript has 4 exons. Gene Ontology annotation, molecular function: zinc ion binding; RNA binding. Bases 331 to 1191 code for a protein of 286 amino acids.